UUUCCGCGUUGCGUUUUUCUUCCUCAGGGCCUAUUACGAUAGAUCGUUAGUUUUUUGGAUGCCAAGUGAGACGAGGUUCCUAAUAGCUGGUUUUCCCCCAAUAUUUUUUGAUAAAUAACGCUGUGUAAGGCGAUUCCAUAAGAAGCAUCCGUUUUAGAUGUGGAGGAUCAAACACUUUGUUUACCCUUUUAUAGAACGAUUUGAAAUGAGUAGAAUUGUAAAUAUGCAAACAAUCUGCGUCCGGCGAAUCGUUGUGCGUUUGAAACAACAGAAUGCGGUACAGAUGUCUUCCUCUUCAGGCGCUGCCGCACAGAAUAUGUGCCUGGAUCUCGUGAGGCGACACGAUAAGGAAAACUUCCUGUGCACGCUGCUGCUGAAGAAUCCGGAACGGCGCAGCGCAUUUGCGGUGCGCGCGUUUAAUGUGGAGGUGGCGAAGGUCAGCGAGAAGGUAUCGUCCAGCAGUAUCGGUGUGAUGCCGCUGAAGUUUUGGGACGACACCAUCGCUGGCCUGUAUCGCAAGAAUGGUAGCAAAGUUCCGGAGCACCCCGUUAUCGAGGAACUGGCGAGCGCAAUUAACCGGCAUAGGCUUUCUAAAAUGCACUUUCAGCGACUGAUUAGCUCGCGACUGAACACGAACCUGCAUUUCGCUACGGUGCAGCAGCUGGAGGACUAUGCGGAGCAUUCCGUCUCUAGUGUGCUGUAUCUCCUGUUGGAAGUGCACGACACACGUAGUGUACACUGCGACCAUGCUGCUUCACACCUGGGCAAGGCGCAGGGUAUUGUCAACCUGCUCCGCGCGAUACCACAUCAGACGCUGCGGAACGCGGUCCCGGUUCCGCAGGAGCUACUGAUUUCGCACGGUGUCAACCAGGAGCGCAUGGUGCGUAACGCGAAGGAAGAUAAGGCGGUAGAGGAAGUCACGUUUCAGUUGGCCAGCAUUGCUCAUCGGCAUCUUCAAAAGGCUAAAACCUUGCUGCAAGAUUCCGCCAAGGUGCCACGGAAAGUGCAACCGAUCUUUUACCCCGCCGUCACCAUUGAACGGUUUCUCGAUCGCUUACGGCAAGCGAACUUCCAUCUGUCGAGCCCAAGUGUAAUACGUACAGAUGCACUACUGCCGCUGGUUCUGUACUGGCACAAUCUACGAGGCAAAAUCUGAAAGACAGCGCCCCCAAACAUAGUAAUAGUCCAGAUGUACAAAAGCAUGUUGACGGAAUGAGUAGGCAUAUUUGAGAAAACAGUGAGAAAAUUGAAACAUAAUCACCUUUAUUUCCCGAUUAUUUGUAUAUUUGUAAGAGGGACAGAGGAGAGAGAAAAGGAGAACGGAAGAGAGAAUACAAAAAAUCAAAAUAUGUGACGCCA
Molecule: messenger RNA, 1359 nt
Organism: Anopheles darlingi
Lineage: Eukaryota; Metazoa; Arthropoda; Insecta; Diptera; Culicidae
Gene: sicily
Product: NADH dehydrogenase (ubiquinone) complex I, assembly factor 6 homolog
Exons: 3
Coding region: 158-1156 (332 amino acids)
Biological process (GO): biosynthetic process; mitochondrial respiratory chain complex I assembly
Cellular component (GO): mitochondrion
Source: RefSeq, a predicted model, not a curated record